AUGCUGAAAAACCAGGAGUUUUUCUUUCCCCGCCAUAUUUUCGCAGCCCUGGAAUCUCCGCGCGCUCUUUCCCGCCGCGCGCUCAAGGACGGCGCGACAACGGCGGAUUUGGACUCUCCGUUGCAGGUCACUGAAACGGACAGCGAGAGCGAUAGUAUCGAGGAGAGCGAUUUGGAGGAUGUCGCGUUUGACGGCGGAGCGGCGGAAAUCGGCGGAGACGCCCGCAGAGGGCUCCGGCGGCAGCCGCGGAUCAACAACAACAUGAAGAAGCGCGGGGAAGACCUGGCGAGAAAGGGAGCCGAAAAGGCGGCGAAAAAAGCGCUGGAAUAUGGGGCGAAGAAAGCUCUGUCGUCCGCUGGCGGGUCUGCAGUGGGCGGAAUCUUGUCAAUCGUGGGGGCGGGAGACGGGCCUACCAUGAUGGGUAAGAUCGGCGCGGACAUUGAAAAAACCGGCAAGGUUGGACGCGUUAUCGGAAAGGUGAUGCAGAACAAGUACUUCAACGCCGUUGUGAAUACCGUGGCCCCCAAGCCACUGAUGGCGGGGCUGAAUAUGGCGGCGGAGCACUACGAUGAUAUCAAGAGGGAAGGGGAGAAAGCCGGAAAGGCUGUCGGGAAAGAGUUGAACAAGGCGGGGAACGCUGUAAAGAAUGGGGUGAACAAGGCUGGGAGGGAUAUAAAGAAUGGGGUGAACAGGGCUGGGAAUGAUAUCAAGAAUGGGGUGAACAGGGCUGGGAAUGAUAUCAAGAAUGGGGUGAACAAGGCAGGGAACGCAGUAAAGAAUGAGGUGAACAAGGCAGGGAACGCAGUAAAGAAUGAGGUGAAGAAGGCGGGGAACGCAGUAAAGAAUGAGGUGAACAAGGCAGGUAGAGCGGUUGGGGAUGCUGCUAAGAAGGCCUGGGGUGGGUUCACUGGCCUUUUCAGGAGAAAGUAG
Messenger RNA from Closterium sp. Naga37s-1, 930 nucleotides. NCBI's taxonomy places the organism in Eukaryota, Viridiplantae, Streptophyta, Zygnematophyceae, Desmidiales, Closteriaceae. The record is from the annotation of a GenBank genome assembly.